Molecule: messenger RNA, 372 nt
Organism: Mesorhabditis belari
Lineage: Eukaryota; Metazoa; Nematoda; Chromadorea; Rhabditida; Rhabditidae
Source: the annotation of a GenBank genome assembly
AUGCUCAGCAUUCGAAGAGUACCAAAUUUCUAUGUUUACGUGAUCGCCACUCCUUGUUUCAUUCUGACAACUCUGUCAAUUGUGGGCAUGUUCUGGACACCGAAUAUUAAAAAGGAGCAACUUGUUAAGCUAACGAUUGGUCUGACAAGUCUCGUAUCGAUGACUGUUUUGUUGGAUAUGCUUUCAAGUGCUAUUCCGAAAACAUCCGUCUUUCCAUUGUUAGGAAUCUAUGUCGUUUUUUGCGUGGCAAUCACUUCAUUCGCUUCUGUUGUCAUCACUCUUCAUUGUUUACCAAAUCCCAAAAAGCACCAUGAUCAGAAACAAGAUGAGAAAUUGUCUGAGACUGAAAAAGAGACUUUAAAAACAAGCAGG